AUGGACGGUGGAGAUAGAUGGCACGUGUCAAGCCUCGGCGGUGGGUCCCAGGAUAAGAUGUUAAUUAACCGAGUGAUGCCCAGAUUCCGACCGAUCGCACCGAAACCGGACACCAGCGGAUCAAGUUUGCCGACGGAGAACAAGAACAGGCCUUCUGUUUCACAAGCAAGAACGAAGAGAAAGUACGUUAGGGGUUGCAAGAAUAAUAAUGGAUAUAAGAGAGAGAAAAUGAAUUCUGAGGAAGAAAGUAAAGAUGAGUUGGAGAAGACGGUUCUGACUCUGCAACUGUUGCCUGAGAGAGCUCAAAAGAAAGAUCUGGAUGCUGGAGACUCGCGGUCUAAGGUUGAUCACACGGCUGAUAAAAAAGCGAUCGAGGAUAAUCAUAAUCAGGGCCCACAAAUGUGGUUGAGUGACAAGAAAUGGGUGUUCGGUGACGUUGACCCCGGUGCCGGGUCAGAUCGGACGGCGGUGAUGGCUCAGACGAGGGUGGUGGAGUCAUGGGUGACGGUGGAGAGCGUGACAGACACGUGCAUGGAUGUACGAGGAAUAGGAUGUACGGAUGAGGAGAAAAUUAAGAAUCUCGAGAGGGACACGUGCCCGGGGUUCGUAUCGGACGGUUCCGACAGGGUGCAGUGGGUUAACGAAGCGUAUAAGAGGAUGGUGAGCCAGGAGGAUGAAGGACAGUUACCGGAGUGUACAGUGAGGUUGGUGGUGAAGGAGAGGUUGUUGCCCUGCUUGUAUCCGGCGUUUACGGCUCGAGUGAGACUGCAGCACACGUGGCGGAACCAGAAGUACUGUACUUCGUCAAAGGUGGUGCCUUGUGAUGUGUGGUGGAUGGACUGCGGAGGAUUUGCAUGGAGGUUGGACGUCAAAGCUGCGCUCAGUCUCGGCCUUUGAAACAAAGAUCAAGGGAUUGAGAGAAGCCACCUUAAUUAUCAGGAGAUCGGGAGAGCACCACUUGUACCAGUUGGAUUUUAGCUGCUGGAUCCUAAUCGGAAAUGGACUGUUUUGGCAUCCCAAAAUUUUUUAGUCUUAAUAUAUGCAUAAGCCGGUCAAAGCUAAAAGCCCUGUUUUGGUAUGUUACAUAAAUUGGGCAAGUAAAGGGAGCGCACUUCCCUAGUUUGGCGUAGCUGUCAUGAACACGUAGAAAAAUCAUAAAAUGAAAUUUUUCU
Messenger RNA from Alnus glutinosa, 1172 nucleotides. RefSeq lists its product as uncharacterized. Lineage: Eukaryota; Viridiplantae; Streptophyta; Magnoliopsida; Fagales; Betulaceae. The transcript is spliced from 2 exons. The coding region runs from base 1 to 897 and encodes 298 amino acids. The record is from RefSeq and is a predicted model, not a curated record.